Oreochromis aureus is the source of this 2166-nucleotide messenger RNA. RefSeq names its product opsin 3 (gene opn3). Gene Ontology annotation, biological process: G protein-coupled receptor signaling pathway; visual perception. NCBI's taxonomy places the organism in Eukaryota, Metazoa, Chordata, Actinopteri, Cichliformes, Cichlidae. Gene Ontology annotation, molecular function: G protein-coupled receptor activity. The transcript is spliced from 4 exons. Bases 1 to 1167 code for a protein of 388 amino acids. Gene Ontology annotation, cellular component: photoreceptor outer segment; membrane. The record is from RefSeq and is a predicted model, not a curated record.
AUGAAUCUCCCUAACGAAACCAGAGCCGGGAGAAGUACAGAACAUUACAUUUUCGCACUUGGCACCUACAAACUUCUCGCUUUUACCAUUGGGACUAUCGGAGUAUUCGGCUUUUGCAAUAACGUCUUUGUCAUAAUACUCUACUGUAGGUUCAAAAGACUCCGGACGCCUACCAAUUUGCUGCUGGUCAACAUAAGUUUGAGCGAUUUACUAGUUUCUGUCAUCGGAAUAAACUUUACCUUCGCUUCGUGCGUUAAAGGCGGAUGGAUUUGGAGCCAGUCGACGUGCAUCUGGGACGGCUUCAGCAACAGCUUAUUUGGCAUCGUUUCCAUCAUGACUCUGGCGGCCCUGGCUUAUGAGCGCUAUAUCCGGGUGGUCCAUGCACAGGUGGUGGACUUCCCCUGGGCGUGGCGAGCCAUCGCCCACAUCUGGCUCUACUCCCUGGCCUGGACAGGUGCUCCCCUGCUCGGGUGGAACCGCUACACUCUAGAGAUCCACAGGCUGGGCUGCUCUCUGGACUGGACCUCGAAGGACCCAAACGAUGCCUCGUUCAUCCUCUUCUUCCUCCUGGCAUGUUUCUUUGUGCCUGUUGGUGUCAUGAUCUACUGCUAUGGGAACAUCCUGUAUACAGUGCAAAGGCUGCGCUCUCUCCAAGACCUCCAAACGGUUCAAAUCAUCAAGAUUUUGCGUUAUGAGAAGAAAGUCGCCGUGAUGUUUCUCCUGAUGAUAACCUGCUUCCUGGUUUGUUGGACACCCUACGCUGUCGUCUCCAUGAUGGAGGCCUUCGGCAGGAAGAGCAUGGUCUCUCCCACUCUGGCCAUCAUCCCAUCAUUCUUUGCCAAGUCGAGCACGGCAUACAACCCCCUCAUUUACGUCUUUAUGAGCAGAAAGUUCCGCCGCUGUUUGCUGCAGCUGCUCUGCUCUCGGAUCUCUUGGCUGCAGCGGAACCUCAAAGAGCGCCCCCUGGCUCCGAUCGAGCGUCCCAUCCGACCGAUCGUUGUGUCCAGUACGUGCAGCAGCACCAAGGCGCGACCCAAGAAGAGGGUGACCUUCAAUUCCUCCUCAAUCGUCUUCAUCAUCACCGGCGAUGACUUCCAGCACCUGGAUGUGACCUCCAAGGCUGGAAACUCCACGCAGUUCAAUGUUAUCCAAGUGAGGCCACUGUGAGCCAAAAACACCGAACUUCUCACCCCACCACUCCGUAUGCCUUAGGACCUAACAUGCAACUCCAAGCCAAAAUAAUCCUGUCUGACCUCCCUGGCUGUUUCUGUCCACACGUGGUUACAGCCUGGUUACAGCUUCAUGUAUAAACCCAACUGUAAGCCCAAGUUCUCAAAUAAACCAGUUUGAGUAAUAUGAAAGUUUGACAUCCUCAUCUAACAUCGGCUGUUGUGAUAUAAGUAACUUAAUGAUGUAGUAGUGAUGGUAUUUUUCUCACACGUAUUUGUCAGAUAUGCCAUACAGUAUAUGUGACAGCUGUAGGACUUUGUUGAGUAUAUGGAAGGCAGUUGAGGACCUGAGUUUGGCUUAACACGUGGUAGCAUUUUCAUUUUUUGGUUGGUACCCAACUGUGUAUAAUGGAAUACAAGCCUUAGAUUCUUAGCCAUAACCCAUAAUGCACAAACUGACAUUACUGUGUAUGGAUUCAAUAAAGAGACCCUAUUUUAAGCUAUCUAGGCCUGUUUACUUAAGCUCAUCUUAUUUCAAUGUAAAUAUCAAGUGUGACAAGAUCAGUCACUGUGAAAUUACACUUGGUAGAUUUGUAUGUAUUAGGAUGUUAGGAGUAGCCCUUCUUGAAGACUAAGAGGAAAUGAGACUAAGACCUUAGUGACACGCUCCUUUCAUUUCCUCCUGAGCUGCCAGCUAUGAAUAGAUUUAAUGAAUGGUUUUCCUUAGCUGAUAAAAACCCUUUUAACUGUGGAUGUGAGAACGAGUGAGAGGGAUUUCUUUGUCUUUUUAGACAGUUGGAAAACUGGGACUUGGUUGAUUUCUUACUGUAUUUUCAUUAUGAAGCAUAUCUUAUAAUAAAGACUGGAAACAGAAAAAAAAACUUGCCUAGCUGUGUCCAUAGGUGACAAAACUGGAAAUUUAACAUUUAUGCUUUUUGCCAGAGAGUGAAAAUGAUCAAUGAGUUUCAUGAAGGGUAAAUAAAAGUCCUUAAAACCA